Molecule: messenger RNA, 570 nt
Organism: Trypanosoma theileri
Lineage: Eukaryota; Euglenozoa; Kinetoplastea; Trypanosomatida; Trypanosomatidae
Exons: 1
Coding region: 1-570 (189 amino acids)
Source: RefSeq, a predicted model, not a curated record
AUGCAUAAAGGAGUGGGCAUGCCCCCUCCCUCCCAUAGAUUAAAAAUCACUGGAUCCUGGGACCCCACCAAAGAUAAUCCGGAACUUACUAUAGAAGAAGAAACAGCCUUAGCACGUUUUCGCACAGGUGCUUCGCAUCGCUAUGGCUGGUUUCUGCGAAAAAUACAAACCCAUAUUCCCCCUGGUUGUCGCUGGCGUAAUCCAAAACAUGUAAACAUGCCAGAACCAGUUAUUCCAACUGGCCAAAAACGACCGCGCUACACCCAAAGCAAAGCAUCAGACCCUACCAACUGCACUGAAUGUGGGACACAAUACUCAUGCAGGAACACCGCAGUAGUACAUAUGGUCAACAAACACAUGGGUUCAAGAGAGCCGAUGCGCUCUGGAAGAUCAAAUUCCCCCUUGGGCCACCUCCGCCGGACAUCUCGCCAGAACCCCCGCCACUCUCACAAAUACAUAAUGGGGGCAAGACGGGCUGACACACCACCAAAAGAGAGACAAACACAACACGAGGAAGGCCUAUGCCAAAAAAAGAAACCCCUUGGAGAAGAGGAACCGGCGAUACAAUAA